Messenger RNA from Necator americanus (New World hookworm), 1029 nucleotides. RefSeq lists its product as uncharacterized. Gene Ontology annotation, biological process: positive regulation of transcription by RNA polymerase II; negative regulation of transcription by RNA polymerase II; cell fate commitment. Gene Ontology annotation, molecular function: zinc ion binding; DNA-binding transcription factor activity, RNA polymerase II-specific; RNA polymerase II cis-regulatory region sequence-specific DNA binding. NCBI's taxonomy places the organism in Eukaryota, Metazoa, Nematoda, Chromadorea, Rhabditida, Ancylostomatidae. The record is from RefSeq and is a predicted model, not a curated record. The coding region runs from base 1 to 1029 and encodes 342 amino acids. The transcript has 8 exons.
AUGACUACAGUCUUCAAAGACUAUGCGGAAACCAUAUCGGCACCUUCGAUGUAUCAUCACUCAAUGGGAAUUGAAGGAGAUCAAAAUGUGGCCGUAUCCGAAAUGAUCAUGACUGAUCCGCAGGAUAUCAACGUCAGCAACGACGACAAUGGAUUUGCCUCGCCUAUUAAACCUGCACCAUUUUAUACCACACCGACAGACAUGUACUACACAAAUAAUUUUAAGGAUUAUGCCGGAUACAUUAUCAAUCCGUCAAUGUACCAACCAUACACUUUGCCGGCCACGACAGCGGCAUGUUCCACUGGCGACGCUUCGUUUAACCAAAUGAUGGAUCCCUCAAUGCUUGGUCAGAAUAACGGCGGCGCUCCGUUCUAUGGUUCAACAUUCAACUACCCAACAUACGACUAUUCAUCUCCGUUGAUACCACGAGUUCCUGGUGCUGCCCCCGCCGCCGGUGCUGCAUGUUCGACGAGCACCUCUGGUUCGUCAAGUUCAAACGGAUCCGCACAGUCGACGAAUGCACCACGGAGUAAGGCCCGAACCACCGCAUCUGAAGGACGAGAAUGCGUGAAUUGCGGAGUUCAAGCGACCCCGCUGUGGAGGCGAGACGGCACUGGCCACUACCUCUGCAAUGCCUGCGGCCUUUAUCACAAGAUGAACGGCCAGAAUAGACCGUUGGUGAAGCCGAAGAAACGACAGAGCGCCCAAAAACGAACUGGUGUCGCAUGCGUGAACUGUAAGACAAAUACCACAACGCUGUGGAGGAGAAACGGUGGAGGUGAACCGGUCUGUAAUGCUUGUGGGCUCUACUACAAAUUACAUCAGGUAGAAAGACCUUUGACAAUGAAGAAAGACGGCAUUCAGACGAGGAAUCGAAAGAUGUCAACGAAGGGGAAAAAACCAAAGGUUGAAGACACGACUGGUUGGGGUAAUAUGAAGCCAGCACCAAUGUACGACAUGAAACUUAUGCCGACACCGUACUUCCCUGGUCAACCCACCUAUCCGACAGGACUGUUCUUCCAGCAAUAG